GUCGAGAUCCAUUUGGCAACAGGCACAACUCGAAACAACAGCUUGUCCAUUUCAUUUCGCCAAUUGUUCUUGUCUUUGGAUUUAUCACAUCGCUCAUCUAAUCCCGCUCAAUGUGGUAAACAAAGAUGAUACUCCGGUCCUUCUGUCGGCGAGCCGUCGCCUCGUCGUUAGCCCUUCUCCUUGUCCUCUCCUCGUCGCAGCCUGCACAAGCCAAAAAGGAUGGCCCUACCAUUUCCUCCACCAAAUUCGAGCAUGCCCUCGAAAAUGUAUUCUACUUUGACGAUAGCGAUAUAAUCCUUGCCCAAGACCGAGAUGCUAACACCAUCUGGCGGAGUGCGGAUGCGGGUGAGACCUGGAAGGAGGUCAAAGGAGGCGGCCAAUCUGGGAAUGCUUGGGAUCUGGUAUCCCACCCUUGGGACAAUCAGCGCGCGUACAUCCUCGGCCUGGGAUCUGAACACUGGAUAACGACCGACCAGGGUGAAACAUGGAGGGAGUUCAACACCAAUGGCGCCAGCCUUGCGCUCUUCCGCCCAUCACCUCUCAGCUUUCACGGCCAAGAUGCGAAACGAGUCAUCUGGAACGGCGAGCAGUGCGCGGGUCUUUCCUGCUCCGAGGUCGCCUUGGUGACAGAGGACGAUUUCAAGACGGUCAAGAAGAUGAGCAGUCAGACGAGAGGGUGCCAAUGGGCGCUAGGAACCCCCGAAUUCGCGGAAGACGUUGCUGUCGAGCUUCAGAACCGAGUCUUUUGUAUUGUCGAGGGCUUAUACUCUCCAUGGCCCAAAGACAACCGGCUCCUUGUGUCGGACACCUUCUUUGACGAAGACGAAAUCGAGCCGGCCCUCGACCAUGGCCGAGCCGUCACUGGUAUUAUUAGUAUGGCCUCUGUCAAGGGAUUCUUGGUUGCAGCUGCAAAGUCUGCAGGUACCGAUGAGCUCGCUCUCUAUGUCACCAAAGAUGGAUCACAAUGGCAUCGUGCAGAGUUCGGCCAGCAUCGCAUCAACGAGGAUGCCUACACCAUCCUCGAAAGCACAAACUACAGCAUGCAAGUCGACGUCCUCGACUCAAGGCCUGCAAACCCUAUCGGUUACCUGUUCACCUCGAAUUCGAACGGAACCUACUUUACCCGUAACAUUGAUCACACGAAUCGAAAUAUCUACGGACGAGUGGAUUUCGAAAAGGUUUCAAACAUACAAGGUAUCGUACUUGUCAAUGUGGUGGAGAACUUCAAAGAGGUCCAGAAUUCCAUUCUUGUUGAGAAGAACAUCUAUUCACAAAUAAGUUUUGAUGAUGGACGAACGUUCCAGGAUCUGAAGGUCAAAGACAAGAGACUCAACUUGCAUUCCGUGACCGAUGCAAAACAAGGCGGGAGAGUGUUUUCCAGCCCGGCCCCUGGUAUUGUCAUGGGCGUGGGUAACACUGGCAAGUUCCUAAAGCCAUACAACGAUGGUGACCUUUAUGUCUCGGACGAUGCAGGUGUCACCUGGUACAAAGGGCUGGACGGUGCGCACCUAUAUGAGUUUGGCAAUCAAGGUGCCGUCAUCGUGGCUGUCGACGAUGAAGAUGCCACGAGUCACAUCAGAUACUCUCUUGAUCAUGGUAAGACGUGGAAAAAGGCGGACCUAGGAGAAAAGGUGCGCGUGAAAUUCCUGACUACUCUUUCCGACUCUACCACCCUCAAAUUUUCUCUUCUGGGCUCAAAAGGAUCUGGUUCCAAGACGGAAUGGUUGAUAUUCAAAAUUGACUUUGACGGCCUACAUGAGCGCACCUGCAAGGAAUCAGACUUUGAGCGAUGGCCGGCUCGCGUUGAUGAGGAUGGAAAGCCGACAUGCGUCAUGGGACACAAGCAAUUCUACCGCCGUAGAAAGGCAGAAGCGGAGUGCUUCGUCGAUGAGGAGUUCAAAGACCCUGUACCUGAAUUCGAACCCUGCAAAUGCACCAUGGCGGACUUUGAAUGCGAUUACAACUUCCUCCGGGAUGCAGAUGAUCGCACUAAAUGUCUGCCUGCUGCUCCAAUCCCGGUACCGAAAGGCGAGUGUAAAGGUGAUAAGGAUACGUUCAAGGGUCCUUCCGGUUGGCGCUUAAUACCGGGGAAUGAGUGCAUCCAUGAUGGAGGAGAACAACUGGACAAAGAGGUCGAGAGACCCUGCUCUGACACAAGCAAGAAGCCGGCCAGUGGCGAUAUCGAGAUCGAAAAGACCAACUUCGAUGCUGAUCGAUUCUCUGAAUGGUACUACCUUGAGCGAGCCGACAAGGCCACUGGAAGCGAUGAGACCCUCAUCAUGCGUACAAGUGAACAACAUAUUUUCCUGACGCACGACCACGGGAGAACUUGGGAGCGGAUUCUGAAAGGAGAGCCCAUCACAGCAAUUGCUCCCAACCCUAAUCAUCACGAUGUGGUCUUUUUCCUAACGGGCUCCAAGACGGUGCAUUAUACCAUCGAUAGAGGAGACAGAUUCGACAAAUUUGAGGCACCGGAACGGCCGAGCACCUUGAGGCUACCAACGCUAAGAUUCCACCCGGAAUACAAAGAUUGGCUGCUCUGGUCCGGGUCUGUUGGCAAGGACGAUCAUACCAACAUCUUCUUCUCAAAAGACCGUGGCGACAAUUGGGAGACCAUGGUUCGAUAUGCAAGGAAAUGUGAAUUUAUCACACGAGAGAGUCGACCGGAUUCUGAUCAACUCAUAUACUGUGAACAGUAUCAGGACGAAGAUCCAGAAAAGGCCCUGAUGCUGUUGUCCAGCGAGAACUUUUUCGGCAAGUCAGAGGUUCACUUCCCUGACAUUCUAGACUUUGCAACAAUGUCUGAAUUUAUCAUCGUUGCGGCAAAGACCGAGGACAGCCAAGGUCUCAAAGUCGAUGCCAGUGUUGAUGGACAUACUUUCGCCCCGGCCGAGUUCCCCAAGAACUUCCAAGUUGCUCAUCAGCAAGCAUAUACCGUGCUGGAUAGUUCAACCCACGCCGUCUUCUUGCAUGUUACUGUCAAUGCGCUUCCCGACCGAGAGUAUGGUGCCAUAAUCAAGUCAAACAGCAACGGCACGUCCUACGUUUUCACACUCGACGCUGUCAACAGAGACACCGAAGGGUAUGUUGACUUUGAGAAGAUGCAAGGUCUUGAAGGUGUGGCAAUGACAAAUGUAGUGUCCAAUCUUGAUGAGGUCAACGACGGUGGAAAGAAGAAACUGAAGUCCAUGAUCACGCACAACGAUGGUGCAGAGUGGACACUACUCCCACCGCCCAAGAAGGACGCCCUAGGGAAUGACUACAAAUGUGUCAAGGCAGACAACAAAGCCACUGACAAGUGCUCAUUACAUAUCCACAGCUACACCGAACGAUCGGACAAGUCUGCAACUUUCUCCAGCCCUAGUGCAGUUGGUUUGAUGAUGGCUGUGGGCAACGUUGGAGAUCGGCUGCUGAGGAAAGACGAUGAGAAGACCGACACAUUCAUCACGCGCGAUGCUGGCAUUACAUGGUCUUCUGUGAUGAAGGGAAGCUACAUGUGGGAAUAUGGUGAUCAAGGUAGUAUCAUCGUCAUUGUCAAGGAAUCUCAACCGACGAAGAGUCUUUACUACACUUUGGACGAGGGCCAGUCGUGGAAAGAGUUUGAAUUUUCACCCAACGUCGAGAUGCAAAUUGACGCCAUCACCACCGUUCCAUCGGACAAUUCUCUCAACUUCCUCCUCUGGGGUCGCGAGGUCGGCAGCAAUGCCAAGCGAGGUAUCUUCACGGUUGCCGUGGAUUUCAGUGGCCUCAAGGAACGCCAGAGACCUUGUGAGCUCGAUGAGCAGAAGCCCGAGAACGAGGACUACAGUCUUUGGGAGCCAAAGCACCCCAUGCAAGAUUCCAACUGCCUUUUUGGUCAUGUGGCUCAAUACCACCGCAAGCGUACAGAUGCGCAGUGCUAUAACGGCAAGAUGAUCACCCACAUCCACAACAUCGCUCAAAACUGUAGCUGUACGCGACAAGAUUUCGAGUGCGACUACAACUUCCAGCCCAAAGCGGACGGAACGUGCGCUCUGGUGCCGGGCUUCGAUCCACCUGACCAUGCAGAAAAUUGCCGCAAGAACCCGGAUCAGGUCGAGUUUUGGUAUCCCACCGGUUACAGACGAAUUCCUCUUACGACGUGUCAAGGCGGACAAGAACUAGAUAAGGUCGAGAGCAAACCUUGCAAGGGCCACGAAGAAGAGUACAAGAAGAAGCAUGGUAUCGGUGGGGCUGCUCUCUUCUUCGCCAUCACCGUCCCGCUUGCAGCGGCGGCAGGAAUUGGUUACUGGGUGUAUACGAAAUGGACAGCCGGCUUCGGCGGCUUUGGCCAAAUCAGACUGGGUGAAAGUAUGGCCGCCUCGACCGCACCGGGCGAGUCGCCUUGGAUCAGCGUCCCUGUGGCCAUUGUGUCGGGGAUAGUGGCCGUGGUCAAGGCGACGCCUUUGCUCGUCAUAAGUAUCUGGAGAAGUGCAAAGGGAUACAUGCCAGUCGGUGGUGGCGGCGGCGGCGGACGAUUUGGACUCGGGCGAGGUGCCAGUGCCGGAUACGGCGCGCCGUACCGGUCGAGGGAUGCGUUCGCUCGACGUGGGCAGGACUACUCUCAGGUGGUGGAGGAUGACGAAUUACUCGGGGAUGGACUGGACGAUGAAGAAGAUGUCUAGGAAUUUUUGGGGGGGACGACGACGUCGUUGUGGAGGAAGAGACACUUUCUUGCUCCUGUAACUGUGCUCUAUUGUGAGAAUACGAAAGUGAAGGCUUCUUUCCUUACCCUACCUUGUAAGAGCUCUUUUGCUCCCUUUCACAGGAUUGACAGUUAGAGCAACUAUGAGGAAAUAGACCACGGAGAGAGCCAGAGAGAGUGAGGGCGCGUUGGGUUGGGCCAAGACAAAGCCUUUGUAUGAAAAGUGUAUAUGAUAGGAAAACCCACUUUUUGUUCUGGGGGGUUUCUAGGGAGAACAAUUCAUGCCACCCCGAAGGAACGAUGAGGUUCGACAACUGUACCACAAGGUAAGUGGAAAAACCAAUGUGUAUGUAUACAAGGGGAUAGUAGACGGCUAUAAUAUUCCGUACAGAUGUAGGUACUCUUUUUUU
Exophiala oligosperma is the source of this 5073-nucleotide messenger RNA. RefSeq lists its product as uncharacterized. Gene Ontology annotation, cellular component: Golgi apparatus; membrane. The coding region runs from base 126 to 4643 and encodes 1505 amino acids. Gene Ontology annotation, biological process: Golgi to vacuole transport; protein targeting to vacuole; Golgi to endosome transport. The record is from RefSeq and is a predicted model, not a curated record. NCBI's taxonomy places the organism in Eukaryota, Fungi, Ascomycota, Eurotiomycetes, Chaetothyriales, Herpotrichiellaceae. The transcript has a single exon. Gene Ontology annotation, molecular function: protein binding.